Mustela lutreola (European mink) is the source of this 1790-nucleotide messenger RNA. RefSeq names its product cytosolic iron-sulfur assembly component 2A (gene CIAO2A). The record is from RefSeq and is a predicted model, not a curated record. Lineage: Eukaryota; Metazoa; Chordata; Mammalia; Carnivora; Mustelidae. Bases 164 to 637 code for a protein of 157 amino acids. The transcript has 5 exons.
GUCCUCCGCGCUACUCCGCCGGGUCCCGCCUAUUUUCUGCUGUCCUGGACCUUUAGGCAGGUCUUGGCCCAUUUGAAGACCAGGAAGUUGAUAAAUCGCGAGGCCCGCUGCUGAGAGACGGUGGCUCGGGUGGGACAGUCGCCAGGGAUGGCGGAGCGUGAGGAUGGAGCGGGUGUCCGGGCUGUUCUCCUGGACGCUCCCGUGGCUCACCGGCCUCUUUGAGCGGGGAGCUGCCCGGCAGCCCCGGAUCAUGGAAGAGAAAGCGCUAGAGGUUUAUGAUUUGAUUCGAACUAUCCGGGACCCAGAGAAGCCCAAUACUUUAGAAGAACUGGAAGUGGUAACGGAAAGUAGUGUGGAGGUUCAGGAGAGAAAUGAAGACGACUAUUUGGUUAUUAUCAGGUUCACGCCAACAGUACCUCACUGCUCUUUGGCAACCCUUAUUGGGCUGUGCUUAAGAGUAAAACUUCAACGGUGUUUACCGUUUAAACAUAAGUUGGAAAUCUACAUUUCUGAAGGAACCCACUCAACAGAGGAAGACAUCAACAAGCAGAUAAAUGACAAAGAGCGAGUGGCAGCUGCAAUGGAAAACCCCAACUUACGGGAAAUUGUGGAACAGUGUGUUCUGGAACCCGACUAAUAUCUGUUCUAAGAGCCACUUACCUUUAAUUGUUUGAUAUAUUUGUUUAAAUUCUUUGUAAAAUGUAAAAGACUCAUGUUUAAUACAUAGGUGAUUUGUACCUCAAGGCAUUUUUUUUAAUGGAUGAUUUGCAAGCAAGAUAUAAUUAUAAGCAGUACCUAGUUUGUUCAGUGGAUAACAUUCUCAGGAUUUGUAACACUUAAAUGAUCAGACAGAAAAAUAUUUUCUAGUAAUUAUGUGUCAGAUGACUUGCAAUUUUUUGACGCCUCUUCUGAUACAACUACUUUUCAUGUCAAAUAUUUACUGUGCCCAGAUGUAUUCAAUUUAAAUCAUUACUGUAGAAUAAAUAAAAUAGACAUGAUUCUUGUAAUGAUGUACCUUAGAAUGUUUACGUUGAAUUGUAAAUCUUAGGUAAAUGUCAACUCUAAAAGGUAUCUACAUAAUAAUCAGAAAUCUGAGAACCAGGAAGAACGCUUAAAAGCUGGCGUAGGCUCUGCCUUGCUUCAGGGAGUCCUGGACCCAUCUGUAGAUAAGGAUUGAAUGUGGAGCUGGCCAGAUAAUAUACAUAAUUUUGAAGAUCAAGAAAUCCCCUAAAGAAGUUUGGGUUAAACCAAACUAAAUUUAUGGUUUCUUCUUUAUUUGAACUUUGUUCAUUUGGGGGCUGAUUAUCAUUUGAGAUAUAACAGGUUGUGGAAGGCGGCCUCCGAGUGUUCCCCAAUGAUCUUCCGUUCCUGGUCUCCAUGCCCCUAUAUAGUUUCCUUCCAGAUUGAAUCAGAGCUGGUAGGUGUGGCUACUCAAGAGUCAGAGGGGACAGUGUGUGACUUCUGAGGCUGAUCAUAACAGGUGUUGCAUUCAUCUUGAUUUCUCGAAUCUCUCACUCUGUGGGCAUCCGGCUACCAUGUCAUGAGAACACACGAGCAACUCUGUGGAGAAUUCCACAAGGGAGGAAUUCAGGCCUUGCACCAACAACCAGCACCAAUUUACAAACCAUGUGAGUGAACCGUAUUAGAAGUGAUACUGCAGCCUCAGUCAAGCUGAUAUCUUGACUGGAACUCCACAAGACCCUGAGCCAGAACUGUCUAACUAAGCCCCCCAAAUUCCUGACCCAGAGAAGCUGUGAGCAAUAAUAAAUGUUUAUUGUUUAUACCACUAA